Fonsecaea erecta is the source of this 687-nucleotide messenger RNA. RefSeq lists its product as hypothetical. The transcript is spliced from 3 exons. NCBI's taxonomy places the organism in Eukaryota, Fungi, Ascomycota, Eurotiomycetes, Chaetothyriales, Herpotrichiellaceae. The record is from RefSeq and is a predicted model, not a curated record. Bases 1 to 687 code for a protein of 228 amino acids.
AUGGCGGCACCUUUUGAUCUGUCCAAGCCCAACCGCACCAUCCACGCCGGAGUGAUCCUCAUGAACGCAGAGACGGAGAUCCUUGAUGUGGCUCCCAUUGACAUGUUGAACGAGGUGUCAAAGCACUUCGUUCAGACUGUGGAGCAGUUCGGCCCUAAAGGCAUGGCAGCCCAGGCUCUCGAUAUUGAGUUUCACUGGGUCAAUGAGACGGGCGACAUUGCCAAAUUGACCGGCGGCCUCUUGAUUAAGCCGACCGACGACUUCUCGACGUGUCCACCCCUUGACAUCGUCCUCAUGGGAGCGCAUCUGAACAACUAUGCCCCGAACAAGGCGGAGCUCGACUUCGUGCGCAAGAGCUACGAGGACUGCUCGGCGUUCAUCACCAUCUGCUCGGGGUUGCAAGCGGCGUUCGAGGCCGGGCUGUUCAAGAAGAAGACGGUGGCGGCACCUCGAUUCAUAUUGCCGCAUCUCCGAGCGGCCGAUCCUGAAACGAAUUGGGUCGAAAAGCGUUGGCACAGAGACGGCAAGCUCUGGACGAGCGGCGCCUUGCUCAAUGGGCUGGAAGUCAUGCGUGCGUUCGCUACAGAAUAUUGGGGCGGUGAGGGCACAUUGGUGCAGUUUGCUCUGGAUAGCGGACACUGGCCGCACAGGGAUGUCGAUUAUAAGGAUGCCCCAACAAAGCUUUGA